AUGGACAACCAUCUGCCAUUUGGGUAUACGCACAGACAGAAGCGCUCGCAUGACCAAAUGGAGGGCAAUGCAGGGCCAGCCUGGAGCUUUGAGAACCUCACCCCCUUUACCCACCUUGGGGUGCCCCGCGAGCAUUCGCUACCACGACAUCACGAACCCUCACACGCCAACCGCCGCGAGUCUUCGCCGCAGCCAGACUACUACUCUGCCUCAGGGCAUCGAGCGAGAACACCUGACGCUGUUAUGCGAAUACUACACUCUGGUUCAAGAGGGCCAACAGCACAAGCCGACGAUCGACCGCCUCCUGCUGGCGCUGCACACCCAAGUGUUGGGGGGCGGCACCUUCCACAUCCAGAACAACCCACGCAAGAUAUGGCAUCCGGACAAGUGCCACGGUUUGAAGGCGACGGCUUCGAUAUGAGAAGGCCUGUGGGCUGGCAGAGUCGAGCUGAGGGGCAAGACAGGGCUGGGGAGCGACACCUGGUCGAGAUCAGCGAUGGCGAGGACGAUGAGCCCAUAGUAUUGGAUGAGGACGGGGAUGACAUCGCGGCAUACAAUGCUCAUUUGGAGCUUGACGACGACGACGACGACGACGACGGCGACAUUGUCGACCUGACCGAGGACGACGCCCCGGAGUAUCACUGGCAACCCCGAAACGACCGACCAGCGUACAACGAACAUAGAGCCCAAUCACAACCGCAUGGUGCAGGACGCCUGCCAAAUAACGAUAUUCCUCGUCUGCCAAGAGGCAUGGCCGGCAUCAUCAACCUGGAUAACGGAGAAGAAGCAUGGGCUGUGGACGACGAGCCAGUCAUUCUCGAGCCGUCAUCUCCAGAGAUUCAGUUUGUCUCAGCACGGCGGCUCGAUCCACCACACCACCUACCACCUCCGCCUCGCCGGAACGACUCAGACGGGGACGACGUUCAAUUCGUCCGAGAACAACCGCUUUCAGAGCAUGAGAGGCGGGCACGACAACACGCUGCGCAACACGCAGAAUUAGACCGAGUCAUAGCAGUGCUUGGGAAUCAUCACAACCACCACCACCAUUUUCUACAUCUGCGCGAGGAGAUCGACCGUGCCAAUGCCCAUAUUCAGCGCGCGUCGGACAACAUGCGUCGCGGCGGGCCCGUACCUCCACCCCGUCUUCGUCGCGCCGGUCAUAUCCGAAUAGGCGUCGCAGGCGGAGGUGCUGGACUGUUCGUCGCACCCAAUCUGAAUUUCGGCGUGGUUGGUUUCGACAUGGGUUAUGAUGGGAAUCGAGCGGAGCCGCCACCGCCAACAUAUGAGGCGCCUCCGCCGGCACCAGAAGGGUUCAUAAGAAGCCCGGAAGAAAACGACGUGCUUGUUUGUCCCAACUGCGACAGUGAGCUGUGCAAGGGGGACGAUGACAUCAAGAAGCAGGUGUGGAUAGCGAAGCAGUGCGGUCAUAUCUACUGCGGCGAAUGCACAGCGAAUCGAUCGAUUAAGCGCAGCGCAAAGGGCAAAGAGAAGCAACCAGCCCUGAUGACAAGGCCCUUCAAAGAAUGUGUCGUCGAGGGUUGCGGCAAGAAAGUCUCAAGCUCGAAGGCAAUGUUCCAAGUCUACAUAUCGUAG
Messenger RNA from Ascochyta rabiei, 1593 nucleotides. RefSeq lists its product as uncharacterized. The transcript is spliced from 3 exons. The record is from RefSeq and is a predicted model, not a curated record. Gene Ontology annotation, molecular function: ubiquitin-protein transferase activity. Gene Ontology annotation, cellular component: SUMO-targeted ubiquitin ligase complex. Bases 1 to 1593 code for a protein of 530 amino acids. NCBI's taxonomy places the organism in Eukaryota, Fungi, Ascomycota, Dothideomycetes, Pleosporales, Didymellaceae.